Strigops habroptila (Kakapo) is the source of this 10377-nucleotide messenger RNA. RefSeq names its product Ral GTPase activating protein catalytic subunit alpha 2 (gene RALGAPA2). The transcript has 40 exons. The record is from RefSeq and is a predicted model, not a curated record. NCBI's taxonomy places the organism in Eukaryota, Metazoa, Chordata, Aves, Psittaciformes, Psittacidae. The coding region runs from base 123 to 5885 and encodes 1920 amino acids. Gene Ontology annotation, biological process: regulation of small GTPase mediated signal transduction; positive regulation of GTPase activity. Gene Ontology annotation, molecular function: GTPase activator activity. Gene Ontology annotation, cellular component: nucleus; cytoplasm.
ACCCGUGCGGCUGGGCGGCGGGUCGGGGCUCGGCCGCCGCGGGCACGGUCACAGGCUCCGCCGGCGGUGCCCGCCCGCAGCCCGCGGCUCUGCACGCCUGCCCCUGCCCGCGCCGUGCCGGGAUGUUCUCCAGGAAGGGCCACGCCGAUGUCAGGAAAUCCACGCAGAAGGCGCUGGACCCGAAGCGGGAUGUACUCACCCGCCUCAAGCACCUCCGGGCGCUGCUGGAUAUUGUGGAUGGGAGUGACCUGAAGCAAUUCUUUGAGAACAAUUAUUCUCAAAUUUAUUUUGUAUUCUAUGAAAACUUCAUAACACUGGAAAAUAGCUUGAAACAAAAAGGGAAUAAAUCACAAAGGGAGGAGCUGGACUCCAUUCUCUUUCUUUUUGAAAAAAUAUUGCAGCUGCUACCUGAGAGGAUUUUUUAUCGAUGGCAUUUUCGCAGUAUAGGGUCGAUUCUGAAGAAACUUUUGCACACUGGGAAUUCUCUCAAGAUAAGAUGUGAAGGAAUCCGCCUGUUUCUUCUCUGGCUUCAAGCGCUUCAGACUAACUGUGGGGAAGAGCAGAUAUUAAUAUUUGCAUGCCUCGUGCCUGGCUUUCCCCCCCUUACCUCCUCCCGGGGUCCCUGUACACUGGAUAACCUCAUUAGUCCUCCGAAUUCACCAGACGCCAAGAUUUCUCCAGAAGAAAUAACCCCACUUGUGCCUGCGGUCUCUGGAGAGAAAAUUGCUGAAGACCAAACCUGCUAUUUUCUUCAGCUGCUGUUAAAAUACAUGGUGAUUCAGGCUGCAAGCUUAGAGUGGAAGAAUAAGGAGAACCAAGACACUGGGUUUAAGUUUCUCUUUACCUUGUUUAGAAAAUACUACCUUCCUCACUUGUUCCCAUCGUUCACAAAGCUAACCAACCUCUACAAACCUGUUCUGGAUAUUCCUGAUGUAAGACCAAGGCCAGUGUACAUCCCUGCAACACGGAACAAUGAGAGCAUCUAUAGCACCAAGAUCCCCUACAUGGCAGCUCGAGUUGUUUUCAUUAAGUGGCUUGUUACCUUCUUCCUCGAGAAGAAAUACUUACCUGCUGUUCAGAGUGUGAAAAACGGAGGGGAAAUGCUCCCUAAAAUCAUUCAGACUGUUGGUGGUGCAAGCCAAGAUAAACCCACAGAGCUGGACGCGGGCGCGUCCCACGCAGGCGAGCAGGAGCGGAGCCACUCCAACAGCAGCAGCCUGUCUGACAGAAGGCUCAGCAGCUCCAGCCUCUGCAGCGUGGACGAGCAGCACCGCCCUGUCUACGACAUGGUGCAGAGGAUCCUCUUGUCCACCCGCGGCUACGUGAACUUUGUGAACGAGGUGUUCCGGCAGGCUUUUCUGUUGCCACCUUGUGAUGUAUCUGCAACACGGAAAGUGGUUAAGGUGUAUCAGAAGUGGAUACUGCAGGAGAAGCCAGUGUUCAUGGAGGAGCCAGACAAGAAGGACGAUGGGCAGGAUGCUGUGGACAGCCUAGAAGAUUCCUCAGUGCAAACGGAUGGUAAACAUCUCUCCUCUGAGCACUCGGGGCACAAGCGCUCCUCCAGCUGGGGCAGGACGUACUCCUUCACCAGUGCUGUUAACAGGGGAUGUGUGCUGGAAGAGGAGGACAGAAACGUUAAAGCUGGUGCUCAAGCUGCAUUACAGGUGUUCCUGACAAACUCAGCGAAUGUUUUCUUGCUGGAACCCUGCCCUGAAGUGCCUGCGCUGCUGAAGGAGCAGGUGGAUGCUUGCAAAGCUGUUCUGAGCAUCUUUAGGCGCAUGAUAAUGGAGCUAUCUAUGAAUAAAAAGACAUGGGAGCAAAUGUUACAGAUACUCCUUAGAAUAACGGAAGCUGUGAUGCAGAAGCCAAAGGAAAACCAGAUCAAGGAUACAUUUGCUCAAAGCAUGUCAGGAUUGCUUUUCCGAACCCUCAUCGUGGCGUGGAUCAGAGCCAACCUGAGCGUGUACAUCUCCCGGGAGCUGUGGGAUGAGCUGCUCAGUGUUCUCUCCUCCCUGACCGACUGGGAGGAGCUCAUCGCUGAGUGGGCCAACAUCAUGGACUCUCUGACAGCCGUGCUGGCCAGAACCGUGUAUGGGGUGGAGAUGACAAACUUGCCCUUGGAUAAGCUCAGUGAACAGAAAGAAAAAAAACAGAGAGGGAAAGGUGGCAUUUUGGAGCCUCAGAAGACAGCUGUAGUGGGAAGAUCUUUCUCAUUAAGCUGGAAAAGCCAUCCUGAAGUUGUGGAGCCAAUGAGAUUCAGAAGUGCCACCACCUCUGGAGCCCCAGGGGUUGAGAAGGCAAGAAAUAUUGUUCGUCAGAGAGCAACAGCCAAGCGCAGCCAGUCUAUCAGCAACUGUGUGCACCUUUAUGAGGCUUUGCCAGCUACUAAAAGCGUCCCUCUCCUGCUUCACACUGUGAGCUCUCUCUUACCUGGUAUCUCUUACACUUCUUGCUCUCACAGACUGUCAGAAGUGGAAGAAUCUCAGCAGCUGGAAAAUCCAGCAGGAGCAGAAGCCUCGGGCCUGUUUUCAGAGCAAGAGCAGCAGCUGGCUCGGAGCAGCAGCACCUCGGACAUCGCAGAGCAGUUCCCUCCUGAUUUUCUCCAAGGUAAAAGGGCUGGAGCUUCUUAUAAUUCCACUUCUGCAGACUCCAAAUGUGUUCAGGAAAAUAAGGCAUGUGCAAAGAAGGAACAUGAAGCUGAGCAAGUACCAGUCCGAAGAAGCAGCAGCACAGCUGAGUUGGAUUUGAAGGCAGACUGGCAGCAAUCCCAUGGGAAUUGCAGAGAGAGAGAAAAAAGUGAGAGUGUCAGCAGUGACACGUCCAUUGGCUAUAACAACGAGGUGGAGAUUGCUCUCAUCCCCUGGCAAGCUUCUGAAGAUGACCCUGAGGUGAAUGCCUCAGCAGAUGUUUGUGUGGAUGCUGAUGCCCCUCGCUGGCUUCAGCUUAGCCCCUCAGACACCGCAAACCUGACAGACAGCAGUGAGUUCCUUGCUGAUGACUGCAGUAUAAUUGCUGGUGGAAGCCUCAUCGGGUGGCAUCCCGAUUCUGCUGCCGUGUUGUGGAGGAGGAUCUUGGGAAUUCUUGGAGAUGUGAACAAUAUAAAGUCACCUAAAAUUCAUGCAAAAGUGUUUGGGUAUCUUUAUGAGUUGUGGUACAAACUUGCAAAGAUUCGGGACAACCUCGCUAUAAGUGUGGACAACCAGUCUACUCCCUCUCCUCCUGUCCUCAUUCCUCCUCUCAGGAUAUUUGCAUCUUGGUUGUUCAAGGCAACCACCCUGCCAAGCGAGUACAAGGAAGGCAAGCUGCAGGCGUACAGGCUCAUCUGUGCCAUGAUGACGAGGCGACAAGAUGUUCUGCCAAAUUCUGAUUUCCUGGUUCACUUCUACUUUGUGAUGCACCUUGGCUUGACAAGUGAAGACCAGGAUAUCCUGAACACAGUCAUCAGGCACUGCCCACCGUGGUUUUUCUUUCUCAGCUUGCCUGGCUUUACCAUGCUCAUUGGGGACUUCAUCACGGCGGCAGCACGGGUGCUGAGUGCGGACACGCUGGAGGCUCCCCGCUCCGAAGCUCACACCAUCCUUGGUUCUCUUGUUUGCUUCCCAAAUAUCUACCAAGAAAUCCCUCUGCUGCGGCCCGUUGCCGAAGCCGGCGAGAUCAUCGCGGGAACUGCGGAUGUGAAGUGUUACCUCAUAAAUAUUUUAUUGAAGAAUGCUACAGAGGAGCCAAGUGAAGCUGCAAGGUGCAUAGCCAUCUGUGGCCUCGGAGUGUGGAUAUGUGAAGAGCUAACACAAUGCACAAACCACCCCCAAGUGAAGGAAGCAAUCAAUGUCAUAGGUGUGACACUGAAGUUCUCUAAUAAACUGGUAGCUCAGGUAGCCUGUGAUGUUCUUCAGCUGCUGGUUUCUUACUGGCAAAAGCUUCAGAAGUACGAAUCUUCCCUGUCCAGAAAAAUCACUGAGAUCCUCGUGGCCACUAUUGCAUUUCUCUUGCCGAGUGCUGAAUACUCCUCAGUGGAAGCAGAUAAAAAGUUCAUAGUUUCACUGCUACUCUGCCUGUUGGAUUGGUGUAUGGCACUGCCCCUGAAACUGCUGCUGGAGCCAGCGUCUGCUGGUGCUCUUGAAGAUCAACAUGCAUCCAAAGCUCCUUUACUGGACUACAUUUACAGAGUUCUGCACUGCUGUGUGAAUGGCUCCAGCACCUAUACCCAGCAGAGCCACUAUGUGCUCAGCCUGGCAGACCUCUCCUCCAGUGACUACGACCCGUUCCUGCCACUGGGGAACGUCAGGAGCUCAGAGCCAGCCCAGUGCCACUCCUCCACGGACCUGGGCAACCUGCUCACUGUCGCCGAGGAAAAAAGGAGGAGGAAUUUAGAGCUGAUCCCUCUGACAGCGCGGAUGGUCAUGACUCACCUGGUGAAUCACCUGAGCCACUACCCGCUCAGCGGAGGCCCUGCCAUCCUGCACAGCCUCCUCAGCGAGAACCACGACAACUCCUACGUGGAGUCCUCCGAGUUGUCCUCGGAAGUCUUCCGGAGCCCCAACCUGCAGCUCUUCGUGUUCAAUGACAGUACUCUUAUAUCCUACCUCCAAAUCCCCACGGAGAAGACAGACACUGAGCCACCAGCAGCCCCUUCGGAUGUCAGGGUAAUUGUCAGAGAUAUCUCAGGGAAGUACUCUUGGGAUGGCAGGAUACUGUAUGGGCCUCUGGAGGGCUGCCUCCCGCAGCAGAGCCCAGCGAGCGCGCUUGUCAUCUCCAGCAACCCCCAGCACCACUUCAUUUCCCAGAAAGACAUUUCUCAGGUGGAAGAGGGAGAAGAUGCUCUGGACCAGCUGCUGGAGAGGAUUGGUAACACCAGUCCCGAGUGCCUCCUGCAUCCCCAGCGGAAGCUGAACGAGCCGGCGCCGCCACCCUUCGGCAUGAGCUGCGAGCAGGAGCGCGCGCUCACGGAGGCCCUGACAAGGCAGAGCGCCCAGGAAGAACAGUACAUCUUCAAAUGUAGCUCGGACCUCAGCAUGAGGGUGGCCUGCCAAGAAGAACCACGUCCUGCUGAACCACAGGCUUCCUUCUAUUUCUGUCGGCUCUUGCUAAACGACUUGGGAAUGAACUCCUGGGAUAGAAGGAAGAGCUUUCAUCUUCUGAAGAAGAAUUCGAAGCUGCUGCGAGAACUGAAGAACCUGGAUUCCCGCCAGUGCCGGGAAACCCACAAGAUUGCAGUGUUCUACAUUGCAGAAGGGCAGGAGGACAAGUGCUCCAUCCUGUCCAACGCAAGGGGAAGCCAGGCCUAUGAAGAUUUUGUUGCUGGACUGGGCUGGGAGGUUGAUCUCUCCACGCACGGCGGGUUCAUGGGCGGCCUGCAGCGCAAUGGCAGCACAGGACAGACAGCACCCUACUAUGCUACCUCCACCGUGGAGAUCAUUUUCCAUGUGUCCACGAGGAUGCCUUCAGAUUCAGAUGAUUCACUCACCAAAAAGCUUCGUCACUUGGGAAAUGAUGAGGUUCACAUCGUCUGGUCUGAGCACACCAGGAACUACCGCAGAGGCAUUAUACCCACAGACUUUGGAGAUGUUCUAAUUGUUAUUUACCCCAUGAAGAAUCACAUGUUUUUCAUAGAGAUAAUGAAGAAACCAGAGGUACCAUUCUUUGGUCCUCUCUUCGAUGGAGCCAUCGUGACCGCGAAGCUGCUGCCGAGCCUCAUCUGUGCCACGUGCAUCAACGCCAGCAGAGCCGUCAAGUCGCUCAUCCCGCUCUACCAGAGCUUUUACGAGGAACGAGCUCUGUAUCUCGAAGCAAUAAUCCAGAACCAUAAAGAAGUAAUGACAUUUGAGGAUUUUGCAGCUCAGGUCUUUUCUCCCUCUCCCAGCUACUCCCUCGGUGGAACUGAUUAGAAUAAGUACCGGUCUCGUUACGGUAAUUGCCGCAGGUAAGAGCGACGCUUCCCCCCCUGCUGCCCGUGUGCUCCACCACUAACAGCCCUGCUCCUCCUGUGCUCAGUGCUCAGUGCAUGGCGGCUCUGGGGCUCUCGGGUCUGUCUCUGCCUGUCCCUGUCACCUCAGCCCCAUCUCCUCGUGUUCCCUGCACCCCGCGGUGCCCAGCGCCCGUCCUGGUGCCUGCUGCUCCCUUGGCUGCUGCCAGGCACGGCCAGUGCCGGGACCUCCUGCUGCGGGAAGUGUUUGGCCCAUUUGUGCAUGUUUGUGGCCAAGGCACCCGGGAUGGGAUUGGGGAUGGGGCAGCCGCUGGGAAUGGGCUACACGGCAGCACCUGCAGCGGUGCUCACCAGGAAACAGGGAAUGCUGCCGCUGGGCUCCCCCCUUCUUGCAAAUUCUUCAGCCAAGUUGUACAUGUCAAGCACUGACCCCCCAUGAGUCAGAAGCAAGUGCUUUGCCACACUGCUGCCUGGUUCCUACAAUGUGUAAUUACACACUGUGUGUGCCCCCUCUGAAACACACACAGCAAGAGAGGAAACCCUCCACCGUAUCGCUGCAGACAGGGAGCUGAGCCUCCUGGGAGCACCUUCCGCAGCGGCACCGGCGCGACGCCGGCUCUCGGCAGCCCCCUCGCCCCGCAUGGCUGAGCCUGGCUCCGCACGGAGCUGCAGCUCCCUUGCAAGACGCCAAGUAAUUAGAGCCCGUGCCAGACAGCUUGCAAGUGGAAUUAUAAUAUUUGUAUGGAGCUCCCUCCUUUGUGGCCGGGGCUCACUCCGCAGCUGCUGCCGCCCCAUCAAUCACGGCAGUUUGGGGAGCUCCAGGCUGGUGGCACAGUGCGGGGCUCGCCAGGAGAGCCGGCACUGGAGGAAUGUGCAGCUCAGUGCUGCAGGGUGAGGUGUGAGCCCUGAGCCCUGCUCCCUGCUCCCCAUUCCCUGCUUCCUGCUCCCUGCUCCCCAUUCCCCGCUCCCCACUCCCACUCCUGCAGCCACCUGCCCUCGGCCGCGGGCCCUGCUUUGUUCUGCACUUGCAUGAAUAUUGCUCGAGCUCGUCUGUUGGGUGAAAACUGUAUUAUUUUGACCAUCUGCCGCGCUGCCUCACCGCAGGAAUGUGGAGCGCAACACCUCCCUCGCAGCCCUUCCCUCCCCCUGCAGACAGCACCCCAGUUCUGGUUCAGCCCCAACCUGACAGCUCCGCAUUUGUCACAGAAAUGCCUUUACCACAAAGUCACGUGUUUCACCUUUUCUUUAAUGUGCUAUUUCCCCCUCAGUCCCUUGUCCAGCAGGACUGUGGUAAGUACAGAUUGUCUUUGACAUGCAAACACUGGUCUGUGAAUGGUCACGGCCUGUCAGAGGUACCUGGGUUGGCUGCAGCCCCAGCAGUGUCUGGUUCACCCGGUCCUGACAGUCUCCAGAGUCAGCCAAAGCACAAGGACAGAGCACUAACCCUGGCAGCAGGGCAGUGGAGCGCACCCCGUGCACAGCCGCCUCCGGGGGCUUUAUGCCGGGUUUGAGAACAUGGGGCCCGUGGAGCAGCCGCAGAGCAGGAGGGGCCGGGCUGCAGCUCCUGCUCCCCUGCUCACACCCAUUGUUCUUCACUCCUCGCUCUAAGAGCUGCGUCCCCUCUGCUCAUUACGACCAGUUCAGCCCCGGCCUCUGCUCUUCAGCGUCUGUGGGGAGCAGUUGCAAUGAAACCUGGUGGUGUUGAACUAUGAAGUGCAGUAGCCGUGGCUGCAGCCACCCCAGCCCACAAGCAACGGUCCUGCACAGGGGCCGCGGGUCACCAAUGUGAGGGGUCCUGUUCAAGUAGUGGAACCAAUCAGAAAAGAUUGGGAUUCCUUAGGGUUUUUAUCAGAGGCCAAGAUGCCUCCUGGCUAGAGCCCCGUAGAGCAUUCACACUAUGGAGGCGCAUUUCCCUGCAGUAGAUCAAUUACAGGAGAGUGUUUAGAGACAUGCAGCAAACAAUAGGUUUAUACAGCACAUGCUUGAAAGAAGCGUUUUUGGAGCUGCUGGGUGGGAGCUGUGAGCAGACAGGAUGGAUGCUCCUGCUUCCCAAGGCGGGAGUGCUGUGCCAGCUGCUGGAGCCACCAGUGCAGGGGCUGCACCAACCUGGGCAGCAGGACUGAGAGGGGACACUGCUGGGGGAUGGUCACAUGAGCCCUGCUUCUUCUGGAGGGUGAGAAAGGGAAGUUCCUCAUUUCUCCAGGAAAGCUGGAAAGUGUCUUCACCCGCCUGGGUCAAACUUAAUAGAAUCACAGGAUCCCAGAUUGGUUUGGGUUGAAGAGACCUUAAAGCUCAUCCAGUUCCAACCCCCUGCCAUGGGCAGGGACACCUUCCACUAGAGCAGGUUGCUCCAAGCCCCUGUGUCCAACUUGGCCUUGAACACUGCCAGGGAUGGGGCAGCCACAGCUUCUCUGGGAAAAGUCUGUGCCAGCGCCUCAGCACCCUCACAGGGAAGAGCUUCUGCCUCAGAGCUCAUCUCAGUCUCCCCUCUGGCAGGUUAAAGCCAUUCCCCUUGGCCUGUCCCUCCAGGCCCUUGUCCAAAGCCCCUCUCCAGGUUUCCUGGAGCCCCUUUAGGCACUGGAGCUGCUCUAAGGUCUCCCCUUCAGGAGCCUUCUCUUCUCCAGGCUGCCCCAGCCCAGCUUCUGUUUGCAACUGUCCAGCUCUCCCCACGGCUGGUUCGGAGGAGCGGGCAGGGGCUGCCUUUGCCACGCAGUUCUCUGCCUCCCCUCACGGAUGCUCUCUGCUGUCCUGUGUUCCAGGCUGCCUCAGAACCAGCGCAAGCGCCAACCUCGCGGUGUCCCUGGGGGUGGCGGAGCGGCGCUCGCCCUCACUGCCGCGCGCAGGACCCAGGUGCCCGGGCGGCUGCGGCACUCGUGCAGCGUGCUCGGCCGGGCCCCCGGCUGCAGCGCUGCGGGGCUCCAGGACCUCCACAUGGACACGUGAGCUGCUGCUCCACAGACGUGCGGGUUCGGAUGGAGGGGACGCGAGGGCUCUGCUCUCUAAACCUGCAGCUCUGGUGCUCGGCAGACGCAGCUGAUGACCAGACGUCGCCUCUGUUACCAUCAUGUUUUACUCCAUCGUUUCCAUCACAGAGCAGAGGAAGGUGACUGGGUGCUCCCACCACUGGAGCAGCAUCAGCCCAACAACAGCACAUCUCCUCCCCAGCACCAGUGCACAAGAGCUGGUGUCGCAGCCAGAGGACACAAACCAGCACCGACACCUGUUAUUUAAUGUAGCUUCAGAGCAUUGCUUUGGUCAUCCUGGCCAGCACCUCGUCCUGUGUCAGGGAAUUGUGUCCUCAGAGGGGUUUUCACAUGUGUGGCCACCCAACAACCACUCCUCUCCCCUGGACAGCAGGUGAAGGAUGGGGAUGCUGCCCAGCCCCUGCUCCACCUCUGCUUCCCCGCUGUCGUCUGCUCAUCCAGCACCCGUUCUGUGCCUAUAGCUAGGAAUUAGUUACCAUCAUCACAGAGAUCAUUUAGCGGAGAGCCAGGAGGGUGCCACCAGUCUCGCAUAGUGGCAGCACCUCCAUUAAAACCAGUUUAAUUGCGGUACCUUGUUCAGGGUCAGACAGGUCAGUACCUCGUGUGUGCAGCCGCCCCAGCCCAUCAAGCCCAGUGCUGCGCAGUGGAGCAGCAGCUGUCCUUGGUGCCCAUCGCCCAUGGGAGGUGUCUGGUCACUGCAGUGGCAGUGUCCCGGGCACCCACCAGCGCUGCUGCCCUGCUGGGCGCAGCCUCUGACCCGCAGCAGACAGCAGCGAUUCCUCAGCCGCGGCACCAUUUGCGAUGGCGGCUGGAACCAGAGGAACAGACACAACCCAAUUCCCUUGAAGAGCAAAGGCCAUGACUCACCGCAGCGACCUCCUGGGUGUCCACCCCUUGUCACCGCAGCCGGGCCCCGGUCUGCACCCUGUGGCCUCGCUAGUUAGAACAAGCAGAUCUGCAGGUGUUGGCGGGCAGCAUCCUCCCAGCACUUUGUGGCACUCCUGGCACUGUGCUUUCAAUAGGAACUGCAUUUCAGGCUCGUGGGUUUCCAGGGGUGAUGACACCUCAGAGCUAGAACCUGGUAUUGUAAAAAUGAAACAAAUCCAAAAGAAACUCAGGGUCUGCCCGACUGCAGUUGCUGCCUCCUGGCGUGGGUUUGCUUCCACUGAUCGUGUGUCAGUAACAGACAUUAGAAAAUAAACCCUGGCAUUUAACUGUUGUUUUCAGGGCUGGCUUGUUCUGAGUCACCAAGAUCAUGGUCUGAAAUAAUUUCAAAGGUCUCCUGAGCAGAAGGAGACUUCUCUCACUGAGCAAUACACAUCGCUAAUUCAGGGAAGAACUGAAACACUGCUGAAAAUAAAAUAGUAUUUUCCUGAUGUCAAAACCUGAAACCUGUUAAUUUGUAAAGUUCAGCUGUGGUUUUGUACUGACCUGGUUCCCUCACACCCCAAUAAACUCGUGCUCACAGCA